Beta vulgaris subsp. vulgaris (sugar beet) is the source of this 1107-nucleotide messenger RNA. RefSeq lists its product as uncharacterized. Bases 1 to 1107 code for a protein of 368 amino acids. Lineage: Eukaryota; Viridiplantae; Streptophyta; Magnoliopsida; Caryophyllales; Amaranthaceae. The transcript has 4 exons. The record is from RefSeq and is a predicted model, not a curated record.
AUGGAGGCAGAAGAUGAAAGGGAAAUGGAGGCAGAAGAUGUGGAAGAAAGGGAGUAUGAAGAUGAAAGGGAAAGGGAGGCAGAAGAUGAAAGGGAAAUGGAGGCAGAAGAUCAAAGGGCUGAAGAGUUUGGAAGAGAGGGAGAACAUGAAAGGGAGGCAGAAAAUGAGAGGGUGGGAGAAGAAAGGGCUGAAGGGGAGUUUGGAGGAGAGGGAGAACAUGAAAAAGAGAGGGAGGCAGAAGAAGAGAGGGAGGCAGAAAAUGAGAGGGAUGAUGAAAGGGAUGCAGAACAAGAAAGGGAGACAACAACAGCAGAAGGCAAGAAUAGAGAGGCUGAAGCAACAGCAGAUGCAACGGCAAAAUGUGAUUCGAUGGAAAAUGAUAACGUGGAGGGGAACGUUAAUGGAUAUGAGCACUUGUUGAAUUCAGAUUUCUUAUCAGAUCUAAACGAUAAGGAGAUUAGUGGGUGUCGUACGGGAGAGGGGUCAAAGUACAAUUGGCUUGACAUGAACAUGGAAAGUGAUGAAGGGGAGUUUGGUAGAGUUGUGGAGAUAGUUGUAGUAGACAGCAUGGAGAGUGGUCUGAAUGUGGAUGAAAUACCAUUGCUGUCUCCAGCACUAGAAGGACAGGAAGAGGAACAAUCAGGGGAAGAAAUACCAUUGCUGUCUCCACCAGUAGAUGGACAACAAGAAAGACAAAGUUGUCUGUUGUCUGUUCUGCAGCAUGAACAAGUAGAGGAACAGGAAGAGGAGCAACCGCGAAGCCGCAGACAAAGAAAGACAAAGUUGUCUGUUGUUCUUAGUGAGGAUUACGACCAGACGUGGCGCCGUAGGUCCUUAAACAAGGACAAACUGUUUGAGUUAAUGCUGAAAUGCAAGGAAAAUCCAGUAAUAAUAAAAUGUGAUGGACACACUGCAAGAUUGAGUAGUUGCAAAAGUGUUGCACAAGCGCGUGGCCGAGUGGACGAUAAUUAUGUUCGUGUAGUAGCUUGUCUAUAUUCGAAAGUGUGGAGGAAACGAUUUGGGAAUAGAAGUUGUAGAUUGAUGAUGGAUCCUACCUUUGCGGUUAGCAGUAAGAUAUCUGUAAAUUGGAAGUGUGUGCCUUGGUGA